AUGUUUUUGAACUGGAGUGGUGAUGGAAAGACGCUGUGCGCUGUUAUGGAGGAUGGUAAAUGUGAGCUGUAUGCGCUAUCCGGCAGAUCCCUGAAGAGGAGUGGUGAAUACAAUAUGGGCGAUAAACCAACGGGUGCCUGCGCCCGUAUUAGUCAUGUGCUACCCGAAAAAUCGCUCUUGGAUGGCGACGUAGACUCCUUGAAGACCAAAAAUAAUCUAUCAUCAUUUGAAGAACUCGGAAAGAUGAAUGGUCUCACAACACCCGUGCAAAUGCCUACGGCGAUGAAACAUUCUUUCGUUGUAAGCACAGAAGGUGGCGUACUUCAUCUGAUUGAGCAGGAUGGAACAGGGACAAAGCUAUGCCAGUUGGAUUACCGCGUUGAAUUCGUCUCCCACUAUCAUCAGAAGGAGUUACUCAUAGCUCUUGCCAGCGAUCUGAUGCUCUAUCAUUUCAACAUUCUCCCAGAUUCAACGAUCAAAGAGAGACUAAAAGUUAAAUUGAAUGGGAAACCUGGCAGUACUGUGAUUGUACUCAAAGAGAAUCUUCUACUCAUUUCACAUCAAGAACGAGAUCUCAGAGUAUGGAAUCUGGAAACGGAAGAGAAUGGAACGAUAUCGUUACAAUCUGCAAAGGGAUACAGCGCUGAUGAUGCUGUUCUUUGCAUGGAUUAUUCAAAGAAAAAAGGUACUUCAAUACCAAAUAAGAUAUAA
This is a messenger RNA of Cylicostephanus goldi, 711 nucleotides long. The record is from the annotation of a GenBank genome assembly. NCBI's taxonomy places the organism in Eukaryota, Metazoa, Nematoda, Chromadorea, Rhabditida, Strongylidae.